Morchella sextelata is the source of this 5307-nucleotide messenger RNA. RefSeq lists its product as uncharacterized. NCBI's taxonomy places the organism in Eukaryota, Fungi, Ascomycota, Pezizomycetes, Pezizales, Morchellaceae. Gene Ontology annotation, molecular function: protein binding. Bases 1 to 5307 code for a protein of 1768 amino acids. The record is from RefSeq and is a predicted model, not a curated record. The transcript is spliced from 7 exons.
AUGUUUACCACCCUUCAUACACUACUCCUCCUCCUCGGUCUGGAGCGUGUCCUCCGCUCUCAGGACUCGCAGCCGCGUGUAUGGGGCUGCAUUCUGAUUAUGACCGCCACUCUGGGCUCUGCCCUCAUGCACUACCAGUUAUCCCGCACUGAAUGGGUCAUGGGCUCUAUGUUAUAUGUGAUUAUUUUCCUUGCGGGGCUAGCGCUAUCACCGCUCCAGUUGCUGCUGGUGUUCUGGUCAAAGCCAAGGAAUGAGGUAAGUACGGGGAUGUUUGAGGUUUAUAAGCCAAAAGCUGCAGAGGAUGUCGGUGUAGACAUCAUCGCCGUCCAUGGGCUUGGCUCGGACCCCAGCUGGGCAUGGACGUACUGGGAAAGGCGCAGUGGCGUCGAGGUGUCGAAUAACGUUAUGUGGCUGCGGGAUCUACUGCCGGAUGCGCUUCCGGGUGUAAGGAUUAUGACGUUUAACCAUGAUUCGGCGUGGCGGUCUGAUGCGCCGGUUAAGUCUGUACAAGAUUGCGCGAAUCAACUGUUAGACGCGGUCAGGACGUGCCGGAAUAGUGAUGAGGAGAAGAAAAGAAGAAUAAUCUUUAUUGGCCACAGCUUCGGCGGUAUCAUUAUCAAGAAGGCACUUGUGACCGCUGGUGAAAAAAGCUCUGAAGCCCGCUACAAAUCCCUCUCCGAUUCCGUUCUCGGCGCCCUGUUCCUCGGUGUCCCCCAUGACGGAUCUCGACUGACGAAAGCCGGAGUGUUUGUGUCCUACAUCACGUACUGCCUGGGCUCAAGUACUGAGCUCCUGGAGGCACUACGACCGGGGACGGAGGCGCUGUGGGUACUUAAUGAUGCGUUCUUGAAGGGGUAUGGGACAAGUGAAUAUCAUGUUGUGAAUUUUUGCGAGACAAGAAAGACACAGAAAUGGGGGGUACCGCUAUUGCUCGCGGUUGAUAAGAAGGCGAGUAGUAUGCCGGGGAAAACUAAUGUAUCGCUGGAGUGUGAUCAUAUGCGGAUGAACAAGUUCAAAUCGGAGACGGAUGGAAACUAUAAAUUGGUGCUGAACGAGGUGAAGGAGAUGGUGGAAAGGGUGCAGGAAGCCCACGCUGCUACUGUAACGAAAGAAAUGGAAGAAUGUUUAAGUACGAUAUUCUUCAAGGAGCUUGAUGACCGGUUGAAUGCCGUCUCCGAUGCUGAUGCCUCGACAUUCGAGUGGAUUUGGACCGAUGAUCGAAUGACUAACUGGCAAGACGCUAGCCCUGGGAUACUGUGGGUUAUUGGCAAGCCUGGCUCUGGAAAAUCAACUCUCUGCAAGUAUCUAUUCGAUAGAAAGUCUAAGGAAGCCGAGUCUUUGCCUAGUAAAAUAGUAGCAAGAUUCUUCUUCAACGCGCGGGGGGCAAGUCUUGCACAGUCCCUCCGAGGGUUACUGCAGGCGCUAUUAUACCAGGCUCUCCGGAAGCUUCCUGCAACCUAUACCUAUAUACUUCCCGAAUAUAGGAAGAUUAGAGGUAAACUUGAGAAUAAGGGGGAAUGGCCGUUGAAGGUCCUGCUCGAUACUUUCCUUCAGAUCAUCGAGGAUCCGGCGGUCAAAUCUCUCCAUCUCUUUAUCGAUGCCUUGGACGAGUGUGUAGCUCUUGAUUACACCACACAGCCGAGUGGGGAAGAUGCAUUGACUAGGGAAUAUCUUUCAAUGAUAUUUUCUGCGGCGCGUUCUAACCCAAGCUUCAAAAUAUUCGUUACCAGCCGUCAUCAACUGUUUCCGGGUAUCCUGGACGUGGGUUACAUCCAGAUCACUCUCGAAAGCAUGACAGCGGAUGAUAUCGAGACCUUCUUGGAAGGGCGGAUUGUGGCUAUCCCGACAGAGAACAGAACCUUUGUGCAGGCAGAGCUCAUGGCGCGCGCGUCAGGGGUCUUUCUGUGGGUCAAACUUGUACUCGAGGAGUUGAUACAUGAGUGCGCCCAGGUCUCGGAAGAGGAGCUGAAACAAAUAUUGAUAUCCAUUCCGAACCAACUUGAGUCCCUCUACGCCCGCAUGCUGGAGAGACUCAUCGCGAAGUUAAAGGCUCCACAGUGCUUAGAAACAAGAUACAUGUUUGCAUGGGUGUCCCUGGCCGAGCGGCCCUUGACCGUCGCCGAAUUCCGCUACGCCAUCGCUCUCAGCCAACACACCUUCGCCUCCACCCACAGCUUCGAGACCUCCGGAAAAGUCCAAAGGCUUGACCAAACCGCGGAGCGUAUCAAAAGCCGUUCCGGCGGUCUCCUAGAGAUAGAGGUGCAAUCAAACACCGUUCAGUUCAUCCACCAAUCCGCGAAGGAGUUUUGCCAUAACUCUAAAUUCCCUCAGCAGUUUCACUUUACCGUGUCCGAUGCCCACUUACGCAUGGCAACUAUCUGCACGGCGUAUCUGUGCUGGCCUGAACUUCAGUCGAUAUCCAUCGAUGAUGUCCCGUAUGCCCGCAUUCCGGAAGAAAUAAGUUUCAUACAGCCCUUCCUCAAUUACGCUGUGCUCUGGUUCGUACAUGCAGAGCUCGCCAAGGCCUCUGGAAAUCCGUUCCUCGAGGAUCUGUGGAAGCUCGCAUCAUCUGGGUCCUCAUCACUCUUACCAAAAUCACCACUCAUCUUCGCUGUGCAGGCUAACAUGCCCCACUUCAUGACCUACCUUCUUGACCGGGGAAUGGAUGUCAAUUCCCUUGGCAGAAGAUACGAGAGUGCACUCCAGACAGCAGCACACAUGGGCCGCGUGGAUAUUGUAAAGUUAUUGAUAAACAGAGGCGCAGACGUCAACAUCCAAGAUGGCUUACAUGCAAACGCUUUGCAGAUCGCAGCAUAUAGUAGGCAAACAGAGAUGACACAGCUCCUACUGGAUAAUGGCGCAGACCCAAAUCUGCGUAGUAGGAUUUACGGGAGUACACUGCAUGCAGCUGCCAACGUGGGGGAUGUGCCGCUUGUCAAGCUACUUUUAGACAGAGGGGCUGAUAUUAACAGCCGAGGUGGCUACUGUAACACGACUGUUCUGCAAAGCGCAGUAACGGCAGAGUCUGCGGAGAAGAUGGUGCGGGUGCUGCUAGAUAGAGGUGCAGAUGUUAAUCAGAAGGGCGGCUCUGACGGUGAUGCUCUCUGUGCAGCGGUAAGGGGUUCGCAUGAUUGUGAGAAGGUUGUGAGGCUAUUAUUAGAAAGCGGAGCGCGGAUCGAUGGUCAGGGCGGUGACAGCGAAUGGGGCUCUGCACUCCACAGCGUGGCGUAUUGGGGGAGAAAAAGGGUCGCGGAGUUGCUCCUGGACAGCGGAGCGGAUGUAAAUGGACAGAGCGGAAAGUAUGGGACCGUGCUCCAGGCCGCCGCCAAUGGGUCGGGGGGCAAGGAGAUGCUGGAGCUGCUGCUCAGUAGAGGUGCAAAUAUCAAUGCCGAAGGCGGCGAAUACGGGACCGCGCUACAGGCAGCAGCCACAGCAUCCGAAAACAACGAGGAAAUGGUCAGGAUGCUCUUAGAGCGGGGUGCGGACGUUAAUGUUGCCGGUGGCUUAUACGGCAAUGCCCUUCAGGCUGCGGCAUAUAGAGGUCAUGUGAAGGUGGUGCAACUUCUCCUCGAAAACGGUGCAAAUAUCAAUGCUGAAGGCGGCAAAUACGGGACCGCGCUACAGGCAGCAGCCACAGCAUCCGGAGACAAUGAGGGAAUCGUCAGGAUGCUUUUAGAGCGGGGAGCGGACGUUAAUGUUGCCGGUGGCGAAUACGGCAAUGCCCUUCAGGCUGCGGCAUAUAGAGGUCAUGUGAAGGUGGUGGAACUUCUCCUCGAAAACGGUGCAAAUAUCAAUGCUGAAGGCGGCGAAUACGGGACCGCGCUACAGGCGGCAGCCACAGGAUUCAGAGACAAUGAGAGAAUCGUCAGGAUGCUUUUAGAGCGGGGUGCGGACGUUAAUGUUGCCGGUGGCGUAUACGGCAAUGCCCUUCAGGCCGCGGCAUCUAGAGGUCAUGUGAAGGUGGUGGAACUUCUCCUCGAAAAUGGUGCAAAUAUCAAUGCCGAAGGCGGCGAAUACGGGACCGCGCUAUAUGCAGCAGCCACAGCAUCCGAAAACAACGAGGAAAUGGUCAGGAUGCUUUUAGAGCGGGGUGCGGACGUUAAUGUUGCCGGUGGCUUAUGCGGCAAUGCCCUUCAGGCUGCGGCAUCUAGAGGUCAUGUGAAGGUGGUGCAACUUCUCCUCGAAAAUGGUGCAAAUAUCAAUGGUGAAGGCGGCUAUUACGGGACCGCGCUACAGGCAGCAGCCACGCCAGUGUAUGGAGCCAACAAGGAAAUCGUCAGGAUGCUGAUGGAGCGGGGAGCGGACGUUAAUGCUGCCGGUGGCCCGUAUGGGAAUGCACUACAAGCAGCGGUCAAGAGCGAGAGCGAGGAGGUGGUCAAACUCUUAUUGGAUAGGGGAGCCGAUGUCAAUGCUCGCGGUGGCCAGUUCGAGACCGCGCUCAUGGCCGCAGCAUACAGGAAGAACGAAGAAAUUCUGAUAAGGUUGCUAGAGGAAGGCGCAGAUGUCAAUGUCCCCGGUGAUUUUUGCGGGAACGCUCUCUACACCGCUUCAAAGUUUGGAAUGGAGAACGCAGUCGAACUACUCUUGAAGAAAGGCGCCGAUGUUAAUGCUCAAGGCGGCAAGCUUUGUAAUGCCCUCCAGGUAGCAGCAUUCGGAGGUCACAUGGCAGUGGUUGAACUACUCCUGAAUGCAGGAGCAGACAUCAAUGCCCAGGGUGGCUACUACGGUUCUGCCCUCCAGGCUGCCGCAUCGACAGAUUCCGGAAAGAAAGCUUUGGAGUUACUGCUAGCUCGAGGCGCUGAGGUCAAUAUCCAGGGCGGGAGAUACGGUACCGCUCUUCAGGCAGCCGCACAAGCGGGGGGACACUCACUCGUAUUACUACUCGAUAAAAGUGCCGACGUUAACAUCCGAGGUGGGCUCUAUGAGACUGCUCUGCAAGCGGCAGCACAGAGAAUGAACGGCGAGAAUUUCGUAAAGCUUCUCUUGGACAGAGGAGCAGACGUUAAUGUACAGGGGGGCAAGUAUGGAAACGCGCUACAGGCAGCGGCUUGGAGAGGGAAUGAGAAGGCUGUGGAACUUCUGUUGGCUGCAGGUGCAGAUGCAAGUAUGGGAUUCCGUGUCGGGGGUAUGGAUGAUGAUGAUGAUGAUGAGGAUGAUGAUGAUGAGGAUGAUGAUGAUGAUGAUGAAGAUGAUGAUGAUGAUGAUGACGAUGAUGAUGAGUACUCUUUUGGGAGUGCCCUUGAGGCUGCGGAAGAAGCUGGGCACGAGGCGGUGGCGGAGAUGAUACGAGAGGCGUUGAGGUCUUGA